AUGAAGUUUUCUGCUCUGCAAGUGUUGGUGAGAAGAGACAGAGGAACGGGUUUGCUGCUGAGAUAUGCAAUACCGAAAAUGGCGGUGUUGAACAGAGCAAUGCAAGAGUUUCCAAUGAUAAUGGAUGUGCAGAAAGUGGAGAAGAACGACUUUGAUAAGGUUAGGGAAGACACAAACUUUGAAGUUGGGCAGACGUGGGCUUUGUAUGACACAGCGACGGAUGGGAUGCCUAGAUUGUAUGCUCAAGUCAGAAAAGUUUCAGCUCCUUGUUUCAGGCUCAGGAUCACAUACUUAGAGCCAGAUCCAAAGGAUGAGAAAGAGAUCCAAUGGUGUGAAGAAGACUUGCCUGUCUCUGCUGGUAAGUUCAGGCUUGGGAAAAACGAGAACACAAAAGAUCGUUCCAUAUUCUCUCAUCUUAUGCAAUGCAGUGUAGUAAGCAACACUCGUCAUUUCUUCGUUUCACCAAGAAAAGGCGAGACUUGGGCUAUGUUCAAGAACUGGGAUAUCAAGUGGUCCUCAGAGCCUGAUUCUCACCGCAAAUACGAGUAUGAGUUUGUGGAGGUUCUGUCCGACUACGCUGAUGAUGGAGCUGUCUGUAUAAUGCCUGAGAUCUCCUUGGAUGGAAUUGAGUAUACGAUUCUCCCCAAAGUUGGUGAAGUUUGGGUGAUAUACAGAUACUGGAGUCGUUGCCAUGAUGUUGAGGAUUUGGAAAAAGGUUUGUAUGACAUUGUGGAGAUUCUUGAUGACACCUCUGACUUUGAGGUGUUACUGCUGGUGCAAGCAUGUGUUCAUGAUGACGAUGAUAACGAUAGGUUUUUCAAGGGAGCUACGGAGUAUGUCGACAACGAGGAUGAAGGGUCGGAGCCAAUAUUUACGAUUCCAAAGUCAGAGAGGAUCAGAUUCUCGAAUCCGCUUCCUGCUUCGCGUGUAACCAAGGAGAUUUCGGGAGAGUUAAACGAGUAUUUCAGAGUUGAAUUUCACGCGUUACCUAUAAACGUUAUACACAAUUGA
Messenger RNA from Microthlaspi erraticum, 1011 nucleotides. The record is from the annotation of a GenBank genome assembly. Lineage: Eukaryota; Viridiplantae; Streptophyta; Magnoliopsida; Brassicales; Brassicaceae.